AUGGAGAUUGCUCCUGUCAAAAUGAUGUCAUAUCGGAUGCAUUCCUCCAAAGGAGAAUUGUCUCCUCCGACGAGGCUGGGCCCUGAAAACUCCUCACAUUUCGGCAAUGAUCUUGGCUUGCUGUAUAUCUACAAUCAGGAUCUGAACAGGAAAUCGGCUGCAAAUCUGAAGGACUUUUUGGCAGUUUAUUCACCUACCACUUUCAACCGAAGAGAUUUCCCAGGUAUGUUAGGACUAUCAGAUUCACAAGGCGGUCGUGUUCAGUUACAGGAUGUCUCAAACUACCUGGGCACUCCAGCACCGUCAAACCACUCUUCAAUCUCAAACAGUGAGACCAUUCCGCCCGAAAGAGCUGUGUCAGCACUAGAAAGAUGGAAUCAAUCCAAGUCCAAUAUAUUCAAAACUAUUUCAACAUUUGUUGGCUUCAUCGUCAUGGGCGCGAACGAUGCGGCCUAUGGUGCUCUGAUCCCUUAUCUGGGCACUUAUUACCAAGUCUCGUAUACAGUUGUGUCGUUGGUAUUUCUUUCACCUUUCAUUGGCUACAUCGCGGCCGCUGCACUGAACAAUACGCUGCAUAAGGUGGUUGGCCAGAGAGGAGUCGCAAUACUGGGCCCCGGCGCUCACCUAGUCGCCUACAUUGUCAUCGCUUUGCAUCCUCCUUACCCAGUCCUUGUGGCCGUCUUCAUACUAGCGGGGUUUGGCAAUGGAAUACUGGAUGCGGCUUGGAACGCUUGGAUUGGCAACUUGGCGAAUCCAAACGAGAUCCUCGGUUUUCUCCACGGGUUCUACGGCAUUGGUGCGACGGUGUCACCUCUCAUUGCUACUACGAUGAUUACUAAACGUGGUCUCCAAUGGUAUGCAUUCUACUACCUUAUGAUAGGAAGUGCUGCUGUCGAGCUGGCUACUUCAACUGCUGCAUUCUGGAACGAGUCAGGUAAAAGGUUCCGCCAAACGUUGUGUGACGACACUAUCCAUGGAGCUACACGAGCGGCGUUGAAGACCAGAGUUGCCUGGGUCAGUGCUUUUUUCCUGCUCAUGUACGUCGGCAUUGAGGUCGCGCUUGGCGGCUGGAUCGUCACUUUCAUGAUUGAAGUCCGAAAUGGGACCGAGUUCGAGUCAGGAUUGAUAGCCACUGGGUUCUGGUUGGGAAUCACAGUCGGCCGGGUCAUACUUGGAUUUGUCACCCCGAGACUUGGUGAGAACCUAUCAAUCGUGUUGUAUCUCGCAUCCGCCAUGGGCAUGCAAUUGCUCUUUUGGUUGGUCCCUUCGUUCACUGUUUCUUCAAUUGCAGUCGCAUUCGUCGGAUUCUGUCUCGGGCCACUAUUUCCAGCUGUUGUGGUUGCAACGACAAAACUACUCCCGGCUCAUCUACAUGUUGCAACAAUCGGCUUUGCAGCAGCUUUUGGUGGUGGGGGAGCAUGUAUCCUGCCAUUCGCCGUCGGUGCCAUCGCCCAGGCUGCCGGUGUCAAGGUUUUACAGCCUAUCAUCCUAGCCAUGCUGGGGCUGGCACUCUUACUCUGGUCUUUUGGUAUGCCCAAGAUAUCUGGAGAAACCGGCAAAGAAAACGGAGGAAUUGCAAAAACCAAACAGGUCGUUUCGAGGUAUUUUCAGGGGUGUUUUGCAGCUCGUUUGUGA
Messenger RNA from Exophiala aquamarina CBS 119918, 1635 nucleotides. RefSeq lists its product as uncharacterized. The coding region runs from base 1 to 1635 and encodes 544 amino acids. Gene Ontology annotation, cellular component: membrane. NCBI's taxonomy places the organism in Eukaryota, Fungi, Ascomycota, Eurotiomycetes, Chaetothyriales, Herpotrichiellaceae. Gene Ontology annotation, molecular function: transmembrane transporter activity. The record is from RefSeq and is a predicted model, not a curated record. Gene Ontology annotation, biological process: transmembrane transport. The transcript is spliced from 3 exons.